Messenger RNA from Amyelois transitella, 6762 nucleotides. It is a transcript of the gene if, whose product is annotated as integrin alpha-PS2. The record is from RefSeq and is a predicted model, not a curated record. Bases 134 to 4456 code for a protein of 1440 amino acids. NCBI's taxonomy places the organism in Eukaryota, Metazoa, Arthropoda, Insecta, Lepidoptera, Pyralidae. The transcript has 25 exons. Gene Ontology annotation, cellular component: integrin complex; external side of plasma membrane. Gene Ontology annotation, biological process: cell adhesion mediated by integrin; integrin-mediated signaling pathway; cell-matrix adhesion. Gene Ontology annotation, molecular function: integrin binding.
GCCGACUGCCGUGGGAGACGCCUGUAUGCGGCUUUCGCCCGACAACGAAUACGAUCGUAACUGAAAACGAAACAUGAGAUGUAAAAAUAUAUAACAACAAUAAAUUUUAUAGUGUAUUUUCUGUGUGAAGUGUAUGACGAUGGCGGUUUUUUUGUGUGUGCUGUUGUUCGCUGUAGGAGCCUUGGGGUUCAAUGUGGAUGUACCUUCCAGGGUGGUGUAUACAGGGAACCAUAAUUCCAUGUUCGGAUUCACAGUGCAGUCCCAUAUGGAACACGGGCGGACUACGGUACUAGUGGGCGCUCCAGAAGACGAGCCCUACCAGGUGGAGGGAGUGACGCGGCCCGGCGCCGUGUACCGCUGCAACACGGCGCCGAGGGGAUACAAAGACAGAGGUCUCUCUGAAUGUGCGCUCAUGGACUUCGAUAAGAUCAGAGUGAACAACAAGGACCAGCGUCAUCAGCAGAUCGACCAGAAGUCCAACCAGUGGUUCGGAGCCACGCUCAGCAGCAGCGGCAGCAAUGGACCGAUUGUCGCAUGCGCUCCUCGCUUCGUGUCGUACGUGACCGCUAAACUGAACCAGCGAGAUCCUGUGGGCACCUGCUUCGUGGCCAAAACCCUCGACGCCAAGGACGUGGACGAAAUCUCCCCCUGUCGGACGAGCAGCCACGGGCAGCGAAAAUCAGGGGUUUGCCAAGCUGGAUUUUCAGCAGCCGUUGCCAAGGAUGGGAUGCGUAUGUUUAUGGGAGCCCCCGGCAGCUUUUUCUGGCAAGGGCGAACGUUUUCACUAGAUCUUACUAUCGAAGACCACUACUACUAUAUGCCGCCCAUACCAGAAGAAGGUCAAUUAUUCUCAAGAAAUUCGACGUACCUUAUUGCGACUACCGAAGCCAAUCCGAAAUACGAUGACUCUUACAUGGGCUAUUCUAUGACUGUGGGAGACUUUGCUGGGCCGGGAAUACAAAGUGUUGCUGUUGGUGUUCCUAGGGGAUCUGAUUUGAAAGGAUUGGUGGUUCUAUACACAUGGGAGCUAGAGCCUAUCAAGAAUAUCAGUGGUUCUCAAAUAGGAGCUUACUUCGGGUACAGUCUUGCAGCAGGUGAUUUUGAUGGAGAUGGCGCUGAUGACAUCGUUAUUGGCGCUCCGAUGUUUGUCAAGCCCAAAAGUGAUGGAUAUGAACAUGGGCGCGUGUACAUUGUCUACCAAGGACGGGAUAGGACUUUCACCAAGAAUCACGCUCGCACUGGUGAAGUGUCGCGAGGUAGAUUUGGUUUGGCUGUCACAUCCUUAGGCGAUAUCAAUUACGAUGGUUUUGGAGAUAUCGCUGUGGGUGCUCCUUACGCUGGUGAGAAUGGCCGUGGCGUGGUCUAUAUCUACCAAGGUAGUGCUCUGGGUAUUCGAGAGAAGUACUCGCAAGCCAUCACCGCAGAAGAGGUCUCACCCACCUUGUCAACCUUCGGCUUCUCUCUGUCGGGAGGAGUUGAUCUGGAUGGAAACAGUUACCCAGAUUUGGUUGUGGGCGCUUAUAAAUCUGAUUCGGCAGUGUUUUUCAAAUCCCGACCGGUGGUGCAAGUGACAGCAGAAGUUAAGUUCAUGGGUGACGACAAACUGAUCUCUCUGACAGACAAGAGCUGCCAAUUGCACAACGGCACCUUCGUCUCCUGCGCACACAUCAUGUUCUGCUUGACUUACGACGGAGUUAACGUUGAUCAGCAAAUAAAAUUCGAGGUGAAGAUCGAACUGGACUCGAGACAAAAGACCACAAAGAGAUUGUUCCUGGAGCGUCGGGAAACAACAUACACCACGCACAUUCUGGUGAUGCAAAAACAAAACUCUUGCAGAAACAUUACAGCUUAUCUUGAUGAGGAAAUCCGAGACAAACUAACCCCGAUAGAAGUAAAGAUGUCAUACAAUCUGGUGUCCCAGCCAUCUGGUGACGUAGUACCUCCCGUGCUAGACCAGAUUCAAAGCAUUGUCCACACCGACUCGCUUCACAUUCUGAAGAACUGCGGCCCGGAUAACAUAUGUGUACCGGACCUUAGAAUGGCUGCUACUUCCCCCGUUAUAAACUACCUCCUCGGCUCUGGUGAAAACAUCAACAUCGAUGUGAAAGUGGAGAACAUUGGUGAGGAUGCCUUCGAAGCUGCUUACUACCUCCAACUGCCCCCUGGCGUCACGUACGCGAAGAUGGAGAGACUGGACAAAGAUGUGGUGGACGUAGUACACAUUUACUGCACCGUGAAGAAUAAGGGACCAAGUGGAAAUAGCACCCUCAAAUGUGACUUGGGAAAUCCUUUGCAGAGCGGCAAGAAGGUCAACUUCAGACUGAUCCUGGAAGUGGACGCCCGAGUCAACAAGCUGGUGUUCGACAUGGAGACCAACUCCACCAACCCAGAGCAAGGCACUCGCUACGACAACGUGAAGAAGAUGGUCAUCGAUGUUGUUACCAAGGCGCACCUCUCUGUUAUAGGUACCUCAGAUCCGCCCGAACUCCACUACAACGCUUCGCUAUAUGACUCUGCGAACCUGACUGAUGACUCUCAACUUGGUCCUUUGGUCAUCCACAAGUACAACAUCAAGAACGAGGGCCCUUCCUCCGUUGGGGAAGCCGAGAUCAUCAUCAUGUGGCCGUACCAGACCUUGAGUGGCGAGAACCUGAUGUACAUGCUGGUGCAGCCGCAGUGGGUGGGCAACAUGAAGUGCGACGUGGCGCGCCACGUCAACCCCGACGAGAUCUACGUCCAGAACCCGUAUCUCUUCCACCUCAACAAGGAGAAGGACGCAAUGCUCAAGAGCGAACUGUACACCGCCUCUCAAAUAUCGGGAGGAAGCGGGUAUUACGGACAAAGUAAUUGGGAAAUCUCUCAAGGCAGCACCCACGUAUCUGGCAGUCAAUAUGGCGCAGGCCAGGCAUCAACAGGCCACUCGGCGACAGGCCAUGGCUACAGUCAAGGCCAAGGGUUCAGCCAAGGCCAAGGAUUCAAUCAAGGCCAAGGAUUCAAUCAAGGCCAAGGUUUUGCAUACAACAAAACCUAUGACGCAACUUUGUCCGUUGACGAACAAGAACAAAUCCGACGACAAUUGGCUUCUAUGAACAAGAAUCAAGCAUCAAAUUCGGGCCAAAGUUGGUCGAGUCAAGGGAAUUACCAAAGCAAUUGGCAAUCUGGGCAAGGGUCAGGUCAAGCUGGAUACGGUCAAGGAGGCUAUGUGAGGAUCAAGAAUAGGACGGUGCUUAUGGAUGAACAUGGAAGGGUUAUAUCUGAGUCGGAGACCAGUACGGAGUAUGGAAACUUGGGACAUGAAGGAGAAGCUGGGAGCUCGUUCAAUAAGUACGCAAACAGACGUUACGGAUCAGGCCAGCAUGUCUCUCAAGGCUCGCAAGCUGGCUCCAGUGUCUACCAGGGCUCCUCCCACGCCUACCAGGGCUCCAACAGCCAAGCCGCCGGUCAAGCGUUCGGCCAAAGUUCUAGCCAUGGUUCCAACCAAGGUUUCGGAUAUUGGUCAACAACAGAAACCGUUAAUCCUGAUAUCGCCAAAGCUGGUUCUUCAACUUACCGAGCGAACCUACCUCCGACGGUCGUAGGUGAUGAGGAAGAAGAUAAUAUUGGAGGAAUUGGUGCUUACGCAGCGCAAGGUUCUAAUAAUGAAUUUAAAUAUGGCAUUGCUGAUGUAACAAAUGCUGGGUCCCAAGGAGCUAGCCAUCAAUCUAGUGGAUCAUAUCAGGGAGGAAACAGUUAUCAAUCUGGAAGCGGCAGUUACCAGGGCGGUUACCAAGCCGGAGGCAGUGGUUACCAAGGAGGAAGUGGAAGUUAUCAAGCUGGCGGUGGUAGCUAUAGAGCCGGUGGUGGAUAUCAGACCAGCGGUGGAAGUUAUCAGAGAAGUGGUGGUGGAUACUCUUAUUCUUCACAAUCAGGUGGUGCAUCAUCGUACAGUUCACAUUCUGAAGGCGGCUUUGCAGCAUCAAGUGGAGGUCGAGAGGCUACUAGACGGCGUCGCCAAGAUCAGGUGGACACGCAAUUGAAGGAGAUACUAGAGAAAUGCGAAGAGAAGUACAAAUGCGCUGUAGUGAGGUGUACGACGGGAGCGCUCCUGAAGGACCAAGAAGUCUGGCUUGCCUUGAGGUCCAGAAUCAAUGCAUCAGUACUCAAUGAGAUCUCCAAAGAACGAGCCGUAAAACUAUCGACUCUAACGGCGACUCGAAUCUCGUACCUCCCAUCAGUGGGCCGGCCUCUCGACCAGUCCUGGCAUACGGCCGAGGCGCAAACUCUGAUCACACCACAAUUAGAAGCCCUGGAGAGUGGGAGCAUACCAUUGUGGGUGGUGGUGCUGGCAGCUGUCGCAGGAGCAUUGUUACUGCUUCUGUUGAUAUUUGCCCUAUACAAGUGCGGCUUCUUCAAACGCAACCGGCCGUCUGACCACGCGGAGCGCCAGCCGCUGAACGGCCACGACGAGCACCUCUGAUACCCGCACACAGAGCGCGGCGCCGGCGCCGGCGGCACUGAGCGCAGCAGCGGCUCCAGCGACUCCAGCUCGGGCACCGACGCUGCCAGUGACGUCACCAGCCGCGACUCCACCAGCCUGGACCGCUACUGACCUAAGAUGCUGGUCUACAGAUUCUAGGAAUACGCCUUUGUGGUUGUCGUUUUUGUUUGGAAUGUCCUCAGCUUUUUAGGGGUCGGGUUGAUAGGGAAAAUUUUGGGUUUUAAAUUUUAAAGGUGCUGAGUAUCUAUAUUUUCUAUCUUUAUUGUUCCUUUUCUUAUUAUUGACGGACUAUUGUAAUUUUUUUCUCUCAUGAUAUGAAUUAACUUAGGCACUUUGGGUAACACCAAAGUAAUUUAGUUUAUUUAUUUCACUUUGCAUGUUAUAUAAAAAAAAAUCUUGUCUUUUAUAAGAUAUUUUUCUUGUUUUCUGAAUAUAAAAAAAAAUCUUCUUUUAUUAUGUUACGAGUAUCAAUGAAUUUUGGAAGACGAAAGUAAUGUCAUUAUUACUUCUUAAAUUUUAACAUCAAAAAAACAUAUGUAUAUUUCCCAAAUAUUCCUAGUAAUCUGUAGAUUAGUUUUUAAUAUAAAAGGUUUUUUUCUACACAACCAGCAACACAGUUUUAAAAAAUUGACAAACUACGUUUUUCUUGUAAGUAACUGAUGCCACAAUUUUUAGAAUAGUAAAAAGACCAUAUUGUUGUCAAUCUAGUGGCCAUUGUGUUUUAGUCCGGAUUAUUGAAUGAUGAAGCAAUAGAUGUUUCUGUAUAAAUAAUAUUUAAAAAUAUAUAACAUUCAUCAUCAUAUUUAUAUAUUCACAUCAUUUUACUUUUAAUGUAACGCAGAAUGCAGAAAAUUUAAUAAUGUGCCUAAUGAAUUAAAACAUCAGUGCCUUAAGACUUUUUUUAAUAAAAAUUAGUUCAAAGGCCUUUACUGCUGAAUUUUAUAUUGAUAUUUAAAUAUCUUUAAUAAUAAUGUAAUUGUAUGACUAGUCACGAUAUUAUAUACUUACAUAAAUAUUCACGUUGGUACGCCAUAUUAGUAAAUAUAGAAAAGAAGUAGGUAAGAGAAUGAAAUCUCGAAGUGUGAUAAUGUAAAAAUGAAAGAAUAUGGGUUUUCACGGCAUUUUUAUCCUCUGAAAUUAAAUACAGAAUGUAAAAAAGUAAUUAUUUUUUUUUAUUUCGUGAUAAAAACAAUACAUGUUCUGGAGGAUAGCAUUUUUUUUUUAAUUUGAAUUUAAUGUUCUUUGUCAUUAAAACCAAAUGUUGUGAAACCCAAGUGUGUAUUCUGUAUGAAUGGGAGUUAAUAAGAAAUGUGAUCUAAGUAAAUAAUAUUUAGGACUAAAAUAAGUUGUAUCUUAUGUCUAAAUCAAUGACAGACCGACUAAUAUCAGAAAUAAUUUUACUAAUAGACGUACAAUGAAUUAACUAUUUUUGGGAGGCAUUAAGGUUUUAUCAGUCUUUAUAUACUACAUAUAAAAUAUAAAAGGUUUUCCAAAUGAGAAAACGUAAAAACGUAUAAUUGAAUUGUUAAGAAGUCGAAUUAAAAAAAUAUAUCUUAAAUCUGAAGACCUAUCUUUGAAUGAGUAUUUUUUUUUUGUUCGAAUCGUGAAAGUAUACAAAUUUAAAUAAUGUCAUAUUUAAUAUACCUAGACAUUUUAAACAUUAAGUAAACCUUUAUGUUACUUCUGUUGUAAAAAAAUACAUAUCUCUAGGAGUUUUAAACUAUUUGUGUAGAGUGUUCUGAUAGCAAUACAUAGAGUAAGAGAAUUAGAGCUUUUGUGCUUUUUAGGGGAAAAAGUGCCUUCUGGAACUGCCAGUUACUAAUUAUUAUUAAUGUAAAUAUUUUAUAAAUAACAUUUUAUUACCAUUUUUCCAUAAAAAAUUUAAAUGUAUCUUUAGAUAGUAUUGAAAAAUCACACUUUUUUAUUAAGUAUUUUAAACCCAUGUACUUAAUAAGUUUUAAGAUUUUUUUUUGCAAAACAAUGUAUGGUAUAUAAGUAUGGAGUGGAAAAAUAUUUUAUUUUUUUAUGGAAAAAUGGUAAUUUGAUUAAAAUUGAGCCUCGGUGGCAAUUGUUAAUUUUAUUUUUUAAUUAUUUAUUUGAUGAUAUAUUAAGAGUCCGCUUCUACUUAUAGCUCAUUUUAAUUAAACUAAACGUUUAUUGCCAUAUUUAAAAAGUGAACACGUCUAAUGUCUAUGGUUUACAGAAAUGUAUUUUGGUUGUUUGUCUCGGUAAUUCAUUUGCAUUUACCAAAAACUUUUAAUAAAAAUUGUUUUUUUUUUUACUUA